Messenger RNA from Paracoccidioides brasiliensis Pb18, 3957 nucleotides. RefSeq lists its product as uncharacterized. The coding region runs from base 1 to 3957 and encodes 1318 amino acids. The transcript has 5 exons. The record is from RefSeq and is a predicted model, not a curated record. Gene Ontology annotation, molecular function: sterol ester esterase activity; triacylglycerol lipase activity. Gene Ontology annotation, biological process: triglyceride catabolic process. Gene Ontology annotation, cellular component: cytosol; membrane.
AUGCCUGACUCGGACUUGAACCGCUUUCAUCCCUCCACCCCAAUGCUCCCCCUACCAGGUUCCCCCUCCUUCUCCUGGGCCACCUUCCGCGGACGAUUUCAAGCCCUCUUCAACGGUGCGGAUCUACGAGUAUGCGCCGCCUUCUGGCUUUUCGGUCUAAUAAACAAUGUCCUCUACGUAAUAAUCCUCUCCGCAGCCCUCGACCUAGUCGGCCCCUCAAUCCCCAAAUCCGUCGUGCUCCUCGCCGACGUCGUCCCCUCCUUCAUCGUAAAGCUAUGUGCUCCCUACUUCAUCCACGCAAUCCCUUACCCAAUCCGCGUCCUGAUAUUUGUCACCCUAUCAGCAUCCGGCAUGCUCCUUAUAGCCAUCUCGCCAUCCUACAUACCAACCUCCACCCCCGCCAAACCCGUCUCAGCCUCCUCCUUCACCUCCGUCUUCAGUCCCGCAAAUCCCAUCUCAACCAAAAUGCUCGGCGUAAUACUCGCCAGCCUGUCCAGCGGUGGCGGCGAGCUAAGCUUCCUGGGCCUAACGCACUAUUACGGGCCUUUCGGUCUUGCGGCGUGGGGGAGCGGGACGGGUGCAGCGGGCCUUAUUGGGGCGGGGGCGUAUGCGCUGGCGACGACGACGUUUGGGUUUAGUGUGAAGGUUACGUUGUUGUUUUCGGCGGGGUUGCCGUUAGUGAUGCUUGUGAGCUUUUUUAUGGUGCUGCCGUUGGCGCCGUUGAAAUCUGCGGUUAAGAAGAGUGGGGGAUAUAGGGUUAUUGACGAGGAUGAGGGGGAGGGGGAUGUGGAUAGUGUUUUGGGGAGGGGGCACAGGAGCAGGGGGAUGGAUGAUGGACAUGUGGGUGGUGUGAGUGAGAGGGAGGGGUUUAUGGGGAGGGAUUCAGAAGUUGUAAGGGCGGAAGAGGGUAAAGUUGUUAAUGGGGGAAGGGGGGAUAUAUCUUGGAUGCAGUUCAAGGCAAAUUUGAAGAGGGCGAAGGGGCUAUUCUUUCCAUUCAUGCUCCCCCUCCUCCUCGUCUACAUAGCCGAAUACACCAUAAACCAAGGCGUUUCUCCAACCCUGCUCUUCCCACUCUCCUCAACACCCUUCAGCCACUUCCGUGCCUUCUACCCAGCCUACAACGCCAUUUAUCAAACGGGCGUCUUCAUCUCCCGCUCCUCAACCCCCUUCUUCCGCAUCCACGACCUCUACCUCCCCUCCUUCCUGCAAGUGAUCAACCUAGUCGUUCUCGUGGCGCAUGCGCUCUUCAACUUCCUGCCUAAUGUGUAUGUGGUAUUUUUGAUCGUGUUUUGGGAAGGGUUGUUGGGUGGCCUUGUGUAUGUGAAUACGUUUGCGGAGAUCACGGAGAAGGUUCCGAAGGAAGAGAGGGAGUUUUCGCUGGGGGCGACGACGGUGAAUCACGUCCUGGGAAGACCGUCUACGCAGUUUCGCAAGAUACAGGUUUUUGCAGUGGUGUCGUUUUGGUUACUCUAUCUCCUCCGAGGUAAUAACCAUGGACCACCUGGUAUCCGCCUCCUAUCCUCCCGCCUGUACAGGCGCCUCACCCCUUGGCAGGCGACCGUCAUGACCUUCCUAGGCCUCUACCUAUCCCGCAACUUCGCCAAGUUAGUCGGCCUCGAAUCCCCUGAGCCCCUAGCAAACCUAUACUCCCGCUCCUACUUCCGAGCUACAUGGGUUACUACUGCACUGGACGCGGGCUUCUGGACAGCCAUGAAUAUCAAGCGCAAGUGGCUCCGUGACAUCGCAUCUGUCGUCUUCUCGAUAUACUAUCUGAUCGCGGCGGAGCAUGCGGAUGAGAAAGUAAGAAAGGUACGGGCUGUGUUGACCGUGGAGCAUCUGCGCGUAUCCUGGAAUAAAGGUACGACGCCAUAUCUGUCGUUUCUGUCAAAGUUGAUGAGGCCGCGGGUAUGCGACUAUUCUCCGAUUCAGAUACGGAUUCCCAGGCCCAGGGAGUCUGCGUAUACGGAGCCGUGUGUUGCCUGGUUGUAUUACAAUGGCCCCCUCAGCACUUUGAAGGAUCAGACAAAUGUGGUCCUCGAUAUACCCGGUGGAGGGUUUGUGGCCAUGUCGCCGCGGACAAGCGAUGAUAAGCUCCUGGCCUGGGCGGGUAAGACGGGUGUGCCGAUUCUCAGUCUGGAUUACAAAAAGGCACCCGAACAUCCGUAUCCGUAUGCGCUGAAUGAGUGCUAUGACGUCUACCAUACUAUCGUCAGUAGUCGCGGGCGUUGUCUGGGGCUAAGUGGUAAAGUGCGGCCUAACAUUGUUAUUACGGGCGACAGUGCUGGCGGGAAUCUAGCCGCAGGUGUCACGUUGAUGAUACUGCAGUCUGGGAGUGCGGACCUGACGCGAAAGUUGAAGGGGAAGGGAGAAGGAGACUACUUUCUCCCCCCUCCAGCUGGGCUGGUGCUGAUUUACCCGGCACUGGACAUGAACAUCGGUAGCUGGAUGACGGAUGAGGAAAUGUCCUUGAUUCGCGAGCGGGGUAUGCGCAAGACGAACCGCAAUGUCCUUCGGAGGAAGAGUGAGGAAUACAUGAGAUUAACACCCGCCGCGUCCUACCUCUCAACUGCCGACGCCAACGCCAACGCCAACGCCAACGCCUGCGACGAUUCCUCAGAUCGCCACCCAGUCGUCCACGACUAUUUCGCCCAACAACACGCCGGCAUCAUACAUGAGGAACACCCUCCAUCCUUGAACAUCGAAAACAUCGACACGCCCGUCCCUGGAAACACUGCCUCCCACCUCAUAACCACCAUGACAACCUCCGCCCAGCAAAACCCCAAGCAAAUAAAAACACGACUCGCAGUCUCCUCUAUAAUCUCCUACUUCAACGAUCGCAUCCUGACACCGGAAAUGAUGCGCGCCAUGAUAAUCCUCUACAUAGGCCCAUACAACCGUCCGGACUUUAGCACAGACUACCUCCUCUCCCCCCUGCUGGCUCCCGAAUCCCUGCUCUCCAGAUUCCCCAAAACAUAUUUUUUAACAGGGGAGCGGGAUCCGUUGGUUGAUGAUACGGUUAUAUUUGCGGGGAGGAUCAGGAGGGCGAAAAUGCAUGCAUGGCGGGAACGGGCGGACUUGGGGCUUGAAAGGGUGGCUAGGGAUCGGGAUCGGAAUGGGGAUGGGGAUGAGUCGGGGUUUAAUGAGAGGAAGUGGGUGGAGGUUACCUUGAUUCCAGGGAUUUCUCAUGGGUUUCUGCAAUUCGCCGGGGUGUUUCCGGAGGCGUGGAGGGAGAUAUCUAGGGGGGCUGGGUGGAUACGGGAGUUGUUUGAGAGGGCGGGUGGGGCGGGGAGGAAUGGGGUGACAGUAGAGGGCGUAAGGGGGGGUUCUUCGAUGAUGGCGAACGAGAUACGUGGUGGUAAAUUUGGGACUAGAGCUCCUAGGAGCAGUCAAGAAGAGAAGAAUGUACCGUCAUGCCAUCACCCGCGAAGACUCACGGGGGAAUCAUCUGGGGAGGAAGACAAGCCGUUGGAAAUGAGCAUGUUAAGAAUGACGAAGAAGAGGAAUACGGCUUCGUCGCCAUCAACGUCUACCUUUCGAUCGACGAUGUUGCAGGAAAACGGUACCGCGACCAAGAUAGCCGCAGGCUCUUCGACUGCUACCCUACGACCAUCUGACGUUGUACCCACGACAGGGACAACGCCUCCUGUCGAAGAAGGACAGACACCCUGUGCCGUUAAGAGCCAAUCCCCCACUGGAAGCGGCAGCGUGAACGGCGACAGGAACUUCUCCGCCAAUCAUGGCCAGACACUGGAAAAACAAAAUGGCAUCCACGAAGACGAGGAGGACGAUGACAAGCAAAACACCCCGCCCUGGCGCAAGAAUGUGAUGAUGAAAAUUUCCCUGCAGCGCGAGAAGAGUUUGACGAGUUUGCCUAGUGAGGAGGAUUUGUUGGGGAGGCGGAUGGAGGGGUUGGCCGGGGGCUUGAUGGGGAUUGGAGAGGGGGCGCGAACACCGUAG